AAAAUGGUGUCAGGUGUGAAUGCGCGCUUCUUUCCCAGAGAGUGAAAUAGAAGCGUAAAAAUCGCUCUUUGUCAUGAGUCGAAAAAAAAACGCUCUUGUCGCGAGUAAUUGUGUAUUUAACGUACUUUGAGAAAACGUUAAAGUGAAUCAAGUUAUUAAAGUGCAGUGGGAAAAGUUAUAAAAAGUGUCGAAAAAUACAAUUGUGUGUUAUAUAUACAUAUACAUAUAGUGUUCAUAGAAAGAGGGGGGUGAAUUGUAAUUUUUUUUUCAGCUGCAUAAUUUGCAGGUUUUGACGAUAACGUGGUCGCGGCACACACUAGAGAAAGAGAGAGAGAAAAAAGUUGAAAACGUAGUUUUUGAAACGCGGUUUUUUUUGUGUGUGAAAAAAAGGCGUCUUGCGGCAGCUGGCAAAAAAAAGGGACUUGAAAAAAUGCCGCUGCUACGCAACGAACCCUUUAAAAAGCUCCACGUCUCCACGGAUUAUAAGGCCGACGACGAAGUCUAUCAUUGCGAGGCGACCAACGAAAUCUUUAAGGAUUACAAUGAAUUUUGCGCGAGGAUCAUUCUCUGCAAUUCACUUGUCUGGUCGUGCAGCACGACGGGAAAAUCGGGAUUAACUUACGCAGAAGCUUUGGAAAGCGAAGAAAAUGCCGAGCGAAGCUUCAAAGAGUUUCCAAUGGAGCUCCGCAUUCCAAUUUUAUAUCUCGCAAAUAGAACACACAGAACUUCUUUCAAUGAGAUGCUCGAAGAUAUUUACCAAUACGCGAGAGAUCGAUAUUUUGUGGGCGAAAUGGUCGAAGCAAGUUUCACCGAAGAUUCAUGGUGCGAUUGUCAUGUUCUUCAAGUUAUUGCGCCAACUGAACAACAAAUUAAACAAUAUAUCCUCGAGAAUGGAAGCAAUCCACAAGAGAGAAGUCCAAAUCCUCCAGCAAAAUUGUUUCACUACGAGGUGGAGCAAUUGGAUUGUGGCGAUUCAGACGAAACACAAACAAUGACUGUCGAGGCUUCUCAAGUUCGAAGGAAGAAACAACAGUACGGAAGAGAGAGGAAUAAGAUUUUUCUCAAACAUCUUUGCGAGCAAAGUACAAAUGGCGUUUGGGUCGUUAAGGAAAGUAUUUUACAACAAUAUGGCGUUGGAAAAGUGCGAUUCGAUACGAUUUUCGAUGGUUCUUUACCCGAUUUUACUCCCCGACCAAGAAGAAUCGUUAAACAAUCCACCAUGGAUAAAUAUGUCACCUCAGACGUUUCGAAGCAUCGUAAAUUCGAUAAGCCAAAUCCACUGAAGAAAGUCAAUAGAGGCGUUGUUGAGAAAAAACAGAGAAAGCCCAGGGUUAAUGGAAAAAUCAAGGAGGAUUCAAAAGCCCGCGCUCUUGAGGAGAAGGAGAAAAAGGAGCAGGAACGUCUCGAGCGUAAGGAGAGGAAAAAGGAGGAGAAACAAAAGCAAAUUGCAUUUGCGGCUUAUACGAAAAAAUGGAAUACAUUGAAGGAUGAUUUAGAAUGCGAGGAUUUGGCGCCACUACCACUGCCAGUGCCAGUUAAUUGUGGAAUUCCAAAUGAGAAAUUUGGCGAUUUUGCCAUGAUACUUGAAUUUUUGCAAUUCUUUUACGAGGAACUUGAAGUAAAUACUUAUUUCACUGGUGGUUUGAAUUUAGAGAUACUUGAGAAGACAAUGAUGAUGAAGGAUACUGCCGGUGGUUUCAGUGAUCUAUUACAACUUCUUCUUGCAAAUAUUUUUAAAUUUCAAGCCGAGGAGGAGAGUGAAAUACACGCUGACGCGGCUGAUUUGACGGACGAUAUUAAUAUUGAACAAGGCGGCGUUCCAUCGAUGGCGGAAGCAACAAAAUUGGCGACAAUGGCGUCAACAUGGUGUCAAAAUCAUCAGGGAUGCUCAUUAUCCGAACUCGCUCUCGAUCACGUCACAUUGAGUGAAAUUCUUCGAUUACAUCUCUUAAGUUCCGGUGGGAGAAUUGGUGAAGUCGCGUCUAAAUGGAGAUUCUCACAAAGAGGUGGUUACACGAAUCACGAUGAUCCAGCACUUCUAUUGAGAAUGAAUGAGGCGCGAAUUUUACGAAUAUUGAGUCACAGAAAUGUUUGUGAAUUUGAACUUGACGAUAGACUGAAAAUCAUCACAUGCCUUAUUAAUCAAUUAUUAACAUUUGCCUCGAUACGCGACGUAAUUGAGGAGAGAUAUGAGAAAUUAAUUCAAGCAAAACGUGAAUUAAAAUCAUUUUUAAUUGCCGAACAAAAGAAGGAGAAGGAGGAGCGUGAGAAAAUGAAGGAGCGCGAAAAAGAGGGUAAAGUUGAAGACGAUACAGAGCAGAAGCCAAAAAAAGUGACGCGCGGCAAUUGUGAGGAGGAAAAGAAGCGCGAGGAAUAUGAUAAUAAACUCAAGGAACUUCAACAAGCAUCAAGGGACGAUCAAAUGAUGGUAUUACUCGGUUCGGAUCGUGCUCAUCGUCGAUAUUGGAGAUUUCUGUCAAUUCCUGGAAUUUUCGUGGAGUGUGACGAAUGGUGGCCGGGAACGUGCAUUCCAGAGGGGACAUUUUUAGUUCCCGAAUUACAAACACGCGAGGGAACUUAUAAUUAUUUACGUAAUAAAUUUGACGACGAAUGCGGCGAUAAAGAGAAUAGUUUUAAGAAAUUGAAAAAAUCACCGAAAAAAGUUGGUUUCGUUGAGAAAAAUGGAUUAAAAUCGCCCCGCAAGGAUGGAAGUCCAAAGAAGGAGAUUAAAAUUGAAAUGCACGAAUUGAGAAAAUCAUUAAUGGCAUGCACUGGCGAUAAAGAAUGUCCCGUUCAUUGUAAACGUAACGAAUCAAAAUGGAAUUUUUACGGUACACGCGAGGAUAUUGAUGCAAUUAUUAAUGGUCUUUGUAAACGUGGUUUUCGCGAGUCAGAACUACGAAAUAAUCUUAUUAUGGAAACGUCAAAUAUCGUCGAAGUCAUUGAGGAAUGUCCCAGGCAUAAACUCAAUCCAGAAGUUUUUACAGAGCCAAUAAAGGAGUUAUCAAAUAAAAAUACCAAGAAACCAAAAACAGAAAGUACAAAUUUAAAUUUCCCAAUGGAUAUGCAAGUUGAUAGUGUAAUUGAAUUGACGUUGAGAGAUUAUGUUCUUGAUUUGGAGGAUAAAGUGAAAAUUGGUUGUUUAGGAUUUUUGAAAGUAAUUGAUCGUGAUUUGUGGAGAAAAUCAAUACAAGAGGGUCAUUAUGAUAAGCAAUGCGAUCGACUUGUUUAUGGAGCAAAUGAAAUUGAAGUUGACGUGGGUGCGGUUCAUUCGACUGUAGAUAAAAUUAAACACGAAUCACGUAAUAGUCGGCCAAAUACGCCGGACUCUGAAGUUGGUAGUGUUGGUACAAAAACGUAUCGCGAUCCUGGAAAAUAUUUGGGACAACCUGGUGAAGAUGAAAUGCAUCCCGACACUAAACAACAAAUGACAAUUCGUCAAAUGUCGUGCGCUAUUUUGCAGGUGUAUCUUGCAAUUGAACCAAAGUACCUGAAGAAGCCUCUUGGUUCCGAUGACAAGGAUAAAAAAUGGUCGAGCGAAGAGGCGAGAGAUCGUUGGGAACAUUCAUUGAUGACAUCGACAAGUUGGUCGCAAUUAUUUGUUCAUUUGAGCACAUUGGACAAUAGUAUUGCAUGGGGUAAAAGUGCAUUGAAUGCUCAGUGUCGAAUUUGCCGAAGACGCAGGGACGCUGAGAACAUGUUACUCUGUGAUGGAUGCAAUAAGGGACAUCAUCUUUAUUGUUUGAAGCCCAAAUUAAAUAGUAUUCCUGAGGGCGACUGGUUCUGUACGACGUGUAAACCGAGGGAGGUGAAACCAAAGGAAAAAGCUAAAAAGAGGCGAAAGUUCGAGGACGAACCUGAGGAGGACACAGUAUUAACCAAAGAAACACGACACAAUCGCGCCAAGAGGGUGCCAGGAAGUGAGGAUGAAGUGGCAGAAGAGGACACCACGAACAACGAUGAAGCUAUCGAGGAAGAUACUGACGAAGACUCAGAGAAAUCUGAAGUUUGUCAGGCAUGUUCACUCGGUGGAAAGUUAAUAACCUGUGAAACGUGUCAAAUGAGUAGGCAUUGGAAAUGUUUCGAUCCACCAUUGCCCAGAUGUCCACGCGGGAAGUUUUGGUGUAAAAGUUGUAAAACGAAGAAAUACAAUACAAGUUUGAAGCUCGUGAGGGGGCGAGAAAGGGAUAAAGACACGGAGAGGUCGUCUGCAGCAGCAGCUCGCUCUCGAAUCCACGGAUUCGCCAAGAGCCUCCUCACUACUGAUUCAACAAAUUGGGACGGCUACAUUAGCAACAUGGAAGAUGGUGAGCCACGACAAACGAGACGAACGUCAAAACGAAGCGCCGAGGAAUCAGUGGACAUCAGUGAGAAGAGUACAUUGAAAAAUGUUAAGGCAUCACUACAGGAAUUACUCGCUGAUGUGACACAUCAUCGUGAAUCGUGGCCAUUUAUGAGUCCAGUCACUAAGGAUGAGGUGCCCGAUUAUGAGGAUUUCAUUAAAAAUCCAAUGGACUUUGGCACAAUUAAAUACAAACUUGGCAAUGGAGAUUACAAUGAACUCGAUGAAUUCUUUGCCGAUUGUUUACAAGUCUUUGACAACUGUAAUGUUUAUAAUGAGGAGCACAGUACUGUUUACAAUUCGGUUUUCAGGGCCGGCGUGAAAUUACUGAAAUUCUUUGAGAAGCGCUGCAAGGAUCUUGGUUUAAAUUACGACGAGACUAAUGUUCGUAAAGUGAAGAAACCACGACUCGAUGUCAAUAGCGAAACCAAUGGCAAUAAUGAUGAGGACGAGGAAGUCGACGAUGAAGAAGAAGAAGAUGAAGAAGAAGAAGAAGUAGAAGAAGAUAAUGAGGAAGAGGCAAGCGACAAUGACUCCGAACAAAGCUAGAAAUAGAUUUUUUUUUUUGAAAUCACUCGGAAAAAAGAAAAAUUGCCUCUAGUACUUACACGCUUGAUCGAUGCAAAUAUUCUCUUGAAUCAAAAGAAAAAAUUUUUUCCGAACUUUUUUCCGUUUUACAAAAAGAAAAAAAUGUCCAUACUUUAUUCUGUUUUACAAAAAGAAAAAAAUUUGAUUACUUUUUUCUGUUUCAGAAAAAGAGAAAAAUUUAAUCACUUUUUUUUUUAAAUACUUGAAAAUUCUUUUUUCAUUUUAAAGGCUUCUUGUCGAUUAAUUAAUAAAUGGUAAUUAUUUUUCUUUUUUUUUUUUACAUAAAUAGUGUUCAGAAACUAUGAAAACGAUCAAUAUCUCAAAAUAUAAUUUUUAAGAAACAAAAACAAAAGUUUCCAUAAUUUUUGAACACUGUCUUUUUUGUGACAAAAUGUAAAAUCAAAAUAAAAGUGUCAAAACGGAAGAAGAAAAAGUUUAAUAAAAAUUUGAUCAAGCGAGUAGAAAAUUAGAUUGGCUACAAAUUAUUUAGGAAUAAAGUUUA
This is a messenger RNA of Leptopilina heterotoma, 5432 nucleotides long. RefSeq names its product bromodomain adjacent to zinc finger domain protein 1A (gene Acf). The transcript has 15 exons. Gene Ontology annotation, molecular function: protein binding. Gene Ontology annotation, biological process: chromatin remodeling. The record is from RefSeq and is a predicted model, not a curated record. The coding region runs from base 431 to 4891 and encodes 1486 amino acids. Lineage: Eukaryota; Metazoa; Arthropoda; Insecta; Hymenoptera; Figitidae.